UCAGCCAUUUCGUGCUCAAUCGUGUAAGUGCGUGGGUGGUGCGCUUCGCCUCUCCUUUCUUUGGCUUCUGACUGCGUUUUGAGCUAGUCUGUUUCGCUCUUUCCGUGGGACAACAUGACGGACACUCAGUCUCCGGCGGAGUCGGGCAUUGCAACCAGCUCGGAGGUGACAGAAACCAAGAAGCUGGCCGACCUACGAGUCAUAGACCUGAAGGCCGAGCUCAAGAAAAGGAAUUUGGACACGAGCGGGAACAAGAGCGCCCUCACGGAAAGGCUUCGAAAGGCGCUUGAAGAUGAGGGUGGAAAUCCAGAUGAGAUUCAGUUAGCACCAGAAACACCAAGCAAGAAGACUCCGAAGAGAGCUGGCAGAGGAAAAAAAAUGGAAGAUGAAGGUGCUGAAGAUAAUGGUUUAGAGGAUGAUUCUGGGGACAAUCAGGACAAUGAAGAUUCCAAUUUGGAACAAGAAAAUGAGAAAGUGCUCGACAAAAUGGGCGAAUCUUGUAAAUCUGAGCCACUUAAGGAAGAUGCUCCAGAAGUAGAUGAUUCCGUUAACCAGGAAGAAAGUUGCGGGGAAGCAGAGAAGGCCAAGGAGGAGGAAGAUGUUUUUGUUACAGUUGAAUCUGCAGACAGCACUUUAGAUUUGGACGACGAGUCAAGUCAAGUUUGUGUUACUGAAGAAACAAAACCUUUAGAUUCAGAUGACAGGGAGCCUAAAGAACUGAGUGCAGAGGAGAUCAUGGACUCUGACAUGGUAGAGUUAGACAAAACAAGUGAUCAGAGUAGCAAAGUACCAAGUGAUCUUAUAGCUGAUGGAAAAACAGAAGACAAGUCUUCCAGCGAUAAGGGCAGUGAAGAGCCAAAGGAUACUGAAGAGGGUCACACAGAGGAAGAUACGUCUGCCAAUAAGUUGUCCUCUGAAAAUGAGGAUGAUGAUGCAAAAAUGAGUUCUUUGGAUGACGAAGGGGAUAAAAGUCUCUCCAAGGAUGAUAAAGGUUUAACUGAUGCCAGUUCUGGCAGAAAUCUAUGGGUCAGUGGCCUUUCUUCCUCCACAAGGGCUACAGAUUUAAAGAAUCUGUUCAGUAAGCAUGGGAAAGUAGUUGGUGCCAAGGUUGUAACAAAUGCUCGUAGCCCGGGUGCACGCUGCUAUGGAUUUGUUACUAUGUCUUCGUCAGAAGAUGCAACAAAAUGCAUUGUCCACCUCCACCGUACAGAACUUCAUGGAAAGAUGAUUUCUGUAGAGAAAGCAAAAAACGAGCCUGCUGGAAAGAAACCUGACAAGAAAGACGAUGCCAAGUCAGACAAGACAUCCAGCAAUGAAAGGCGGCAUUCAACUGAAAAGUCAGAAAAGUCCUCACCAAGUAAGAAAGAUGAAGAAACUGAUAAAAAAGAUGAUGCAGUAGAUAAAGACAAAGACUCAGAGGAAGCACAGUCUGGAACAGAUAGGUCAAGGUCUACCAAAUCUGGAAGCAGAGGGGCUGAAAGAAUUGUUGUGAUGGACAAGUCAAAGGGUGAACCUGUUAUAAGUGUAAAAACGUCAUCUGACUCAAAAGAAAGAAGUUCUAAAAGCCGGGAACGCAAAUCUAAAAGUAAAGAAAAGAAAGAGAUUCUUUCCUUUGAGAAGAUUAAAGAGCAGAGGGAACGUGAGCGGCAAAGGCAGAGAGAACGAGAGAUAAGAGAAAUGGAGAGACAAAGAGAAAGAGACAGAAGAGCACGAGAGAGAGUUGUUAUGAUUCGGGAACGUGAAGAGAGAGAGAGACUUAACAGAGAACGUGCUCGUCUUGAGUUUGAAAGACAUAGGCUUGAUCGGGAAAGAAUGGAGCGGGAAAGACUUGAGCGAGAGAGAAUGCGCAUAGAAGAGGAAAGGCGACGAGAACAGGAAUAUAUUCAGAGGGAGCGGGACGAGCUGCGCCGCCAACGAGAACAACUUCGUUACGAACAAGAGCGCAGACAAGGAGUGAGAAGGCCUUAUGACUUAGAUGGAAGAAGAGAUGAUGCCUACUGGCCUGAGUCCAAACGAUUGGCUUUGGAUGAUAGGUAUAGGGAUUUUGGCAGACAAGACCGUCUUUCUGAUUUUGACCAUCGGGAACGUCCACGAUACCCAGAUCUUCCAGUGGAUAGAAGAGACAACACCAGAACUGGCUUGGGAGGCAGAGAUCUAAAUUAUCCAGAUCGCCACGGUAGAGAUGGUUGGACAGGUGACUACAAACGUGUUGACGCGAGAGGUGUCCCACCACAAGGAAGGUUGGUAUGAAUAGGAAUGCUAACUUUUUACCAGGUAACAGUUCCCAGAAUAUUUCUGGACCUAUGAACUUUCAACCAGGAAACUUUGCAGCUCAGAAUAGACCCAAUGAUCCAAGAUUUCCUCAUCGCUACUAAUUAUUUUUAAACACUUUUGUUUUAACCAUGGAUGGCAAAGUGGACUUUUUUUAAGUUGUGUACAUCUUGAAUUAUUGUCUAGAUUACAUUGCCUUGUAAUAAACCUUUUUUUUGUUUUUUUUUGUUCUUAACAUAGUAAAAUGUUUGCCUUUUGUUAAACAUUCCAUAAAAAAUUAUAUAUAAAAGGUUGACACAGGUGCAUUAAUAGCUGUUUUUACUAUUGGAAGUGAUUAACCUAUAUCAACCAGAACUCUUGUGUGGAUUGAAACAACUGUCAAGCUUGUGCAGCAAAAACUACAUUUACUCCAUUUGAAAGUACUUUGGUUGCUUAAUGAGUUUUAUUCAAUACACAUGGAAAUCUUACAAACCUCUAAGCAUCUGGAAAAAAGUAUGAAGAAGCCUGAAACUUGAAUGGUCUUUGGUAUAUUUUGCCAAUGAAUUGUGAUUAAAUAAGAUUGGCUUAAAUUAUUAAA
Bombina bombina (fire-bellied toad) is the source of this 2848-nucleotide messenger RNA. RefSeq names its product scaffold attachment factor B2. Gene Ontology annotation, cellular component: nucleus. NCBI's taxonomy places the organism in Eukaryota, Metazoa, Chordata, Amphibia, Anura, Bombinatoridae. Gene Ontology annotation, molecular function: RNA binding; sequence-specific DNA binding. The record is from RefSeq and is a predicted model, not a curated record. The coding region runs from base 115 to 2250 and encodes 711 amino acids. The transcript is spliced from 17 exons. Gene Ontology annotation, biological process: regulation of mRNA processing; regulation of transcription by RNA polymerase II.